UUGCCGCAAAGACCGGCACCGGCCAUGUCUGACCCAGUUCCAGUUCCCAAAGCAGCCCCAGUUCCAGGGGUGAGUCUUGCCGCGGCGCUGCAGAUGGAGGGGUUCUGGGCUAAUGCCAGGCUACAGAGCAUGGCAUUGGAAAAGCAGAUGCUUGAGAUGAACAAAGAUCGGGUGAAACGUGCUAUGGAUGUCAUGGCAGAUUUGGGAAAGACCCGAGAUGAAGUCGGCCAGCAUCAAGAUCAGUUUCGCUGCCAAACAGCAAAGAAUGAAGAGAUCAGAAAGGACAUCGAGAGUUUGCGCGGUCAGAAGGCGAUCUUGGAGAAGAGCACCUGCAGCACCCGUCAGAUCAGCGACACGUCUCCAGAGAUGGUCGAAAUCGUCGAUUGUCCAUGUUUUCGAGUCUUGACUCGAACCAUCGAUGGAGGCGCCGCGGAUUCGGGGUAUCUUUCAAUGGUGAAAGGGACGGUCUUGGUGGCGGUCUGCCUCGAAGAAUAAUUUUUCUACGGCAACGAGUUGCAUCGACCCAGCAACUGCGGCUGGUUUCCCGUCUCGGCCACCAGCGACUUGCGCUCGCUAGCAGAUGACCCUGGAAUCCUUGGAGCUGUUGAGAGUUGAAGAAAGCCAAGUAGACUGUGCUGGACAGGGCGCAUUGGGAGGCCGAGAGCUUUGAGACAUGACUUCCAGCAUCUUCCAGCUUAGCAUCCUCUGUCUCCUUCGGCGGCGCGCCUGAGGCUCGGAGAUCCGUCCGCGCGCUCGUCCGCGCCAUCACGGCGCUCACAGGGUCCUUUGAACUGCAGUGCUUCCGGUGCUCGAUUCAGCAGUGGCACAAAGUCCUGGUGAAUCCGCCACUAUCCAACCAAUACCAACCAUGAACAAUAACAUCCAAUAGCCAAUAGAUACCGUGAAACACCAGAAUUUCUUCCAGAUGAGAAUUCGUCCCAUUGAC
This is a messenger RNA of Cladocopium goreaui, 946 nucleotides long. The record is from the annotation of a GenBank genome assembly. NCBI's taxonomy places the organism in Eukaryota, Dinophyceae, Suessiales, Symbiodiniaceae.